GAAUCAGCCAGAUUAGCCAGAAUCAGCUGCCGCAACAAAAUCGAAAAACGUGCUCAAACCCCGGUGAUCGAUUUACGCAAAAUUAAAAAAUGUCCUGGUUAUUUGGCGUGAAGAGGGACGGCGGAGGCGGCCCUCCUACAGACAUGCCUCCGCCUCCAGGAGACGGCUCUGCUGGGGGCGGCGGAGGCAACCCAAACGAACCGGAAAAAUCACGCAGCGACGCUUACAGAUUCGACUCUGCAGCUUUGGAAAGGGCAGCAAAAGCAGCUCGGGAAUUGGAAUCUUCCAGAAAUGCUAAGGAGGCUCUGGAGCUAUCAAAACUGCAGGAGAUGACCCGGCACUCGGAGUUGGUGGCCAAGGCCAAAGAAUACGAAGCACACAUCGAGCAGAUGAAGUUGGACUCAAAGAGAGUUGAGGGUGAUGAAAGGAGAAAAACGCUGCAGGAGGAAACCAAGCAGCACCAAAUGCGUGCCCAGUACCAAGACCAGUUAGCCAGAAAGAGAAAUGAGGAUCAGUUGCUUCAACAAUCUCGGGCCAACGAUGAGAAUCUCCGCAGACAAGAAGAAUCUGUUGCUAAACAAGAAUCUAUGAGAAAAUCAACGAUUGAGCACGAAAUGGAAUUGAGGCACCGGAAUGAAAUGAGGAGACUGGAAGCAGAGUUGUCGGCAAAGGCAAAAAUCGACAGGGAAAAUCAAGACUUGACCUUGGAGCAGAUCAGACUAAAGGCUGCAGAAAAUCGAACCACUGUUUUGGAGUCCAUAAAGACGGCUGGCUCUGUUUUGGGAGCAGGCUUUCAGGCUUUUCUGCAAGACUGGGACAAAGUAAUAGUGGCAGCUGGCGGCGUUUCCCUUCUGGCUCUAGGUGUAUACACGGCCAGAGGAGCCACAGGGGUUGGUGCUCGGUACAUCGAGUCACGACUUGGAAAACCUUCACUGGUGCGAGAAACAUCUCGUUUUUCUGUUCUUGAGGCUUUCAAGCACCCUGUCAAUACUGUGAAGAGACUCAAGCUGAAGCCGCAAGAUGCCUUGUCUGGUGUUGUUUUGUCUCCAAAACUGGAAGAAAGAUUAAGAGACGUCGCCAUUGCUACAAAAAAUACAAAGCAUAAUAAGGGCAUGUAUCGCAAUAUCCUCAUGCACGGCCCACCUGGAACAGGAAAGACCAUGUUUGCCAAGAAAUUGGCAAUGCACUCUGGAAUGGACUUUGCAAUUAUGACUGGUGGUGAUGUUGCUCCCAUGGGUAAGGAAGGAGUGACUGCUGUCCAUAAGGUGUUUGACUGGGCAAACACUUCUAGAAGGGGCCUCCUUUUGUUCAUGGACGAAGCAGAUGCUUUUUUGCGGAAAAGAAGUUCCGAGGCCAUCAGCGAAGACUUGCGUGCCAUGUUGAAUGCUUUCCUCUACAGAACGGGAGAGCAGUCCAACAAAUUUAUGUUGGUUCUUGCUUCCAACACUCCUGAGCAGUUUGACUGGGCUAUCAACGACCGUCUGGACGAAAUGGUCGAGUUUGGCCUUCCAGGACUUGCGGAGCGUGAAAGACUUGUCCGCCUCUACUUUGACAAGUUUGUUCUGCAGCCUGCCUCGGAGGGCAAGAGACGGCUGAAGGUUGCUGAGAUGGACUACAGCGCCUUAUGCUCAAAAAUCGCCAAAAUGACUCAGGGCAUGUCUGGCCGAGGAAUUUCCAAGUUGGGUGUUGCAUGGCAAGCUGCUGCCUACGCCUCGGAAGAUGGUGUUUUGACCGAGAAGAUGAUCAUGGAGAGGGUUGAAGAUGCUGUUAAACAACACCAGCAAAAGGAGCAAUGGUUGAGCGCCCAGGAAAGGCGGGAGUUCAAGACCGGCGGCUACCACUCGCAGAAAGACGACCAGGCAGCACCGAACACCUCUUCGGCAGCUCCAGUCUAGUUCAGUUCAAGUGUUUAAAAGGACCAGCGUGCUCUCUAACUUCCCUACCAUUGAGACACGCACCCGUUGUUGACUUUUUAGAGCCGAAUUCUCUGAAUAGUUGUCUCUGAAUUGGGACCUGAAAUAUUAUUUUUGAAUUAUAGUCAAAGUGCGCCACACACACACUAUUGCAUUUCUUGCAGCCAUUGACGCCAAUAAAGGAGAUAAUUUUUGAGUUAAUUUGUUAGAAGCAAAAUUUCCUGAAAUUGUAAGUGAUGCUUAAAGGCUGGUUCCUCUGUAUGCCUGCAUUUCUUACAAAAGAAUAAAAAAUUUACUUUUAAAGUCCAUACAUAAUAUUUUUUCAAACUUAUAAAAAUCUGAAAAAUCUUAUGUACC
Neocloeon triangulifer is the source of this 2270-nucleotide messenger RNA. It is a transcript of the gene bor, whose product is annotated as ATPase family AAA domain-containing protein 3. Gene Ontology annotation, cellular component: mitochondrion. The coding region runs from base 90 to 1895 and encodes 601 amino acids. The record is from RefSeq and is a predicted model, not a curated record. Gene Ontology annotation, biological process: mitochondrion organization. Lineage: Eukaryota; Metazoa; Arthropoda; Insecta; Ephemeroptera; Baetidae. The transcript has 11 exons. Gene Ontology annotation, molecular function: ATP hydrolysis activity; zinc ion binding; ATP binding.